CCAAUUCCAUUCCCAUUCCCAUUCCCAUCCGACCCGUCAGAAAUACUGAACAUAACGAAUUUAUCGGAGCAAUGCUUGACGGACGUCAACAUGUUCACAUCAAGUUUGACCACUUAUGCGCAGACCCUCGCGGCAUGUCAACGAGCCGGAGGAUGUACCAAAGAAGAGCAGAUAGUGCUCGACGAGCACAGUUAUGCCAUAAAGCAAUUUGAUGCUUUUGGUAAGCUUCCGGCAGGACUAAUGGAGUACACGAUAAUUAACACAGGAUCGUACUCGGAAUGCAUGGAUGUAGUGGCACCAUACAAAGUGCAAUAUUGUUAUGUGGCCGCCAGCAUCGUAAUGGAUGGGCCUCAGUUGGGACAAAUCGGUCCAAAAAUUGCUGUAUGUAUGCCAAAAAGCUGCACUGAAACGGACAUUACAAAAAUUUUGGAGCGCUUCGAUGUACAACAGUAUGUGCCGGUGAACUUUACCCUUGCAACGAAUUGUGUACCGUUGAAAAACACAUACUCCGCAAAUUUUUGGGUAUUCAUGUAA
Molecule: messenger RNA, 534 nt
Organism: Cylicostephanus goldi
Lineage: Eukaryota; Metazoa; Nematoda; Chromadorea; Rhabditida; Strongylidae
Source: the annotation of a GenBank genome assembly